This is a messenger RNA of Dibothriocephalus latus, 237 nucleotides long. Lineage: Eukaryota; Metazoa; Platyhelminthes; Cestoda; Diphyllobothriidea; Diphyllobothriidae. The record is from the annotation of a GenBank genome assembly.
AUGACACAGACGAGACGAAAGAAGAAGUGCGUUCGCUUCCUCACCGACGCCGAGUACGAUGAGGCGGUGCAAUCCGGCAAGCUGCGAUCCGACCCUUCCUCGCCCUCCAACGGCGGCGGUGACGCUGCUGCUGCCUGCCUUGGAGGCAGCGGGGCAGCCGGUCUGAACGUCUGCACUAAAGAGCUCCACUGGAAUGACUCCAAUUUCAGCCAGUCACGGCAGCAGCAACAGCAACGA